Ceratina calcarata is the source of this 3585-nucleotide messenger RNA. RefSeq lists its product as uncharacterized. Lineage: Eukaryota; Metazoa; Arthropoda; Insecta; Hymenoptera; Apidae. The transcript is spliced from 6 exons. The record is from RefSeq and is a predicted model, not a curated record. Bases 244 to 2235 code for a protein of 663 amino acids.
CGACGCGUUGAAGUGUGUAACGACUGUAACGUCCCGCAUGGCGCGCAGACUGAGUCAGAAACCAUGGACACCUCAAUCGGGAGAGACCAGAGAAUUGUUCGAGGGCAAGUUGAUAUCGGUUCACCGAUCUGAGUCGAUCGCGUUUUCGGGAUCGUUCUGACUCACUCUGCCUCCAUACACGGACGCAUCUCGUGUGCCUGUCUCUGCACAGGAGGAUCGCAGUAGCCGGUUAAUUCUCGGUAAAUGGAUGCAGAUGUGCCGCCCAUCCUUCUACCGUGCGCGAUCUGCGCACGGACCUUUAUGCCGCAGUCGCUGGAGAAACACUCCAAGAUCUGCGAGCGGUCCACGAACAAGAAGAGGAAGCCGUUCGAUUCGGCUAAGCAGAGGAUUCAGGGCACAGAGCUGGCCGAGUUCCUGCCCAGGCAAGGGAAGAAACGACAUUCGCCGGACGGCAGGUCCUCGAAGCCGAAAUCCAGUUGGAAGCAGACGCACGAUGAUCUAUUGCGGGCCGUCCGCGCAGCUCGCAACGAAAUCGCAGGUUCCACAAUGCAGAAACAGUGCGGUACGACGGUUACACCAAACGCGCCGACACGCGCCAACGAGCAGGGUAUGUGUCCUACCUGUAAUAGACAUUUCGGCGUCAAAGCGUACGAGAGGCACGUGGCUUGGUGCAAGGAAAGAAUCACGCGGAUGCCGCUCAGCCCGGCGACUAACAUCGCCAAGGAACGACUCGAAGCACGGAUGAAGUAUCGUGCACCGGCAGUGAAGAGUCGCCGGCAAGCAACCCGCGAGAAAUAUUCGCCGAGUUCGCCGACGAUCACUGCCAAUAAGACGUCGCCGACAAUGCUUACAGUUAAGGCCAAGGAGUGCGCCUCGGCGCCGAGCUGCACCAAAACCAACAAUGACAGUCCUGUUAAACAAAAAUCAACUGUCGUCAAACGAAAUUCUGGUCAUGCGAAAGAAUCCAGUCCUACAGCUCCGAUGAAGUCGCGAGCAGGAGAUCGUGUAAUUAGGAAUUUAAAACUGCCAUUACGUCCCGUAUGGAGCAAUUACGUGCGCAGAAGACCAGAUUUUAGUCUCGUACUUAGCGGCAGAACCGGCAAGGAUUACGAUCCUUUUCUACUGGCAGAGCAGCAAAUGAACGACCUGCUGUCGGAUACGAGCGACAGAUCCGUGACGGACAGUCCUUCGAUCGAUCAAAAUCGCGAUUCGCUUUUUCCUCUGUCUCAUUCCUCGGCUUUCGUCAAAUAUCCAUACAAACCCUCCAUCUCGAGCCCUUCAGAAAAGCGAACGUCUUUAUUAGCGCCUCCGACGGAGUUCGACGACCUCGCUUCAGACUUUUCGAGCGAUUCCACCGAGACCAACUCGUUGUCCCGCGAAGUUUUUCUCAAAGACAGAAGGGAAUAUAAAGAUUCGACGUCUAGAUCGGAUCCGGAGAAAAAAUCUGCCGUGAGACAGUUUAGUCGACGAGUGAUCAUCGACAAGUCGAAAGCGUUGGGCAACGAAGUGAUCGACGAAAACGAUAAUCGCGGUAGUAAAAGUUUCGUCGGUAGCACGGAAAGAGCACGUAAAAUUCUCGACAAAGUAUCGCCGAAAGUUGUUCGUCCUUCGGUCAAUGUAAAUCGUUCUCUUUCGGACCGUGCCUCUUCCGCGCCCAAAGCUACGCCAACAACGGCGAACAAAGACGCGCAAAGAUCGACGACUGGUAGUUUGAAUAAUAGAAAUAAUAAUUAUGCGAAUCUGUCCAGUAGCAAUUUGAGUUUAAGCUCUAUUAUGUCCUCGGACGUGGACAUGAAACGAUCCAAUUCUAUGUUCGACGAAUUAAUGACCUCGUUCGAGGAUGAGGGCUCCUUCCCUUCCUUAAAAUCCCUCCUAAAAGAUGAAUCUUUGUCCGUGUCCAGCCCCGUUCAUGGCAGACAACGCAACGGUCAGAUCAGCGACGAUGAAUUGUCUUCUCCUGAGAGUUACAAGAAGCAGGAUCACAGUAAAAUGAGCGCGGACUCAGCUUAUAGCAGUUUAAAUCGAAAAUAUUCGUACCAUGGACGCAGCACGAACGAUGUGGCUGGACGAGGCUUCGACGAGGAUUUAACGAAGAACAACAAUCGUCGAGAAAACGAUGGAAUGACGGCGACGUCGAAAUGUAAGAUGUCCAAGUACUGCCACGAGUGCGGGUCCAAGUUCCCAGAAACCGCGAAGUUCUGCUGCGAGUGCGGCAUCAGGAGGCUCGUGCUCUGAAACAUCCGCGACCGGAUAGAACGACUUAAAGCACAAAGGGAGAUACCUACAACCUCGAGUAAAUUGUUCCAACACGUCCAUCUGAAGGCAAUGAUUCGAAGGGAGAGAUCAAAAUUGUAGAACGUCGUUUAGAAAUGAGAUUUGAGGGUGAACAAUCGCGUAAAGAAAUAGCUCGAAACCGAACGGUGAGAUCUGAACGUGAAGGAGUUGAACAUAAAGAUUGCUAUUUUGAAUACUUGUGGACGAUUAAGAAAGAGAGGAAUUUAUUCUUGCAGUUUAGAGUUAAAACUAUCUACGUAUUUGUGUACACUCUAGUCAAAAUGGUUUUGAUCGUGAAACGUAAAGGGGGUCUUAAAUUCUCAGUAUUAGAAAACGCACGAGGAUUGUGAGAGUUAAUUCGCAGAAAACGAAGAAACCCCUAAGUACCGAGUAACAUCAAUUAACAAGAUGUCCGUUGUCACUGUAGCUAGCAUAAGAGUGACGUUGAAUAUUCGGUUUGCAUAGAAUUUCGUCAGAAUCAGAUGUCCUACUAUACUUUUACAAUCGUAGGCGAUUGGAACUACACUUGUACCAUAAAUCGGUCUAAUAAUAUAAAUGAACGGGUAUGUUUAAUACGGAUACGAUUAAUUCGAUGAAUGUACGCGUUAUUAGAAGGAGAACUUUGCGUUUGCUUUUCGUUAAAAUGUAUGUACGGACGAAAGGACGGAAAACGAUGAUUUUGUAACAGUGUUCACGUUUACUUUGUUACUUGUUGGUACUUUUACUCCUGCCCCUUUUAUUCGACUUUGCGCCUUAAAAACGAGCAACGUGUUGCGACUCCGUCUUCUCUUUUCCUCCAUUUACCCUCGAACAACUUUUUUACGAAUUUUUUUUUUGUAUAUGAGUCAGCAUAACUAAUCGAAAAAAGAAGCCCGUUGCACAUCUAAUCGAAUCGUGCAUUUUACGUGUGUGUGUAUGUAAUGAAAAAAAAAAACAAUUAUAUAGCGUAAGUUUAAGAGUAUCUGUUAGAGAUAGGUGAGUUGUCGACUAGAAUGUUCGCGCUCAAAUAACAACUAUUAAUCGCGUUACUAAAAAUUAAUAAAUUCCAAACGUAUAGCAAAACGUACGAUCGACAUUUUUGAAUAAGUUUAACAACAGAUUGAAGAAAAGGGAAACGGAUAUAUCUACGGAUAAUCUAAUUAAUAUUUUAGUCCAGAAAAUACUAAAGAAGCCAUUUCAAAUAUACGACCGAAGUAAUUCUAAUUCGCCAGCCGAAUUAAUUGUACAUUGUAAUAAUAUGACAACAAAUCGUCUAUGUUUUGAACUGUAUUUUUGCAAAUGCAAUAAAGUUAUGCUUGUACGAAAACUUGA